Messenger RNA from Funneliformis mosseae, 897 nucleotides. The record is from the annotation of a GenBank genome assembly. Lineage: Eukaryota; Fungi; Glomeromycota; Glomeromycetes; Glomerales; Glomeraceae.
AUGAACACACCAAAUUCCAACACUUCCUCCGAUUUAGGAACUCCUUUAAGCCUUUCCUUCACAAAUAUUAACUCUCUCGUACAUAAUUUGAUUUCUAAACCCACAUUUAAUCCUUUUAAUUUAGAACAAGAUAUAGACCAAGUCUUACAAGCAUUGAAACGACAAUGUGAAGAAGAAUACGUGAAACUGAAUGAAAUACGUUCCAAAUUAAAACAUUUUGAAACACCAGUGAACGCGUUAUCUGAAGAAGAAAAGAGAGUUGCUAUAAUGAAAGCUGAAGAAAAAAGAUUAGAUGAAGAAAUUGUAGAGCAGAAAAAAAAUCAAAGAAAUGUAACAACAAAACCUCAUGUACUUCGUGAAUUAUCUGUUAUGAAAGAAGUUCACCAAACCAUCGAGAAUUAUCAAAAUAUAUUACCACGAUUACAUAAAGAGAUUAAUGAAAUAAAGAAUCAAAUCAUAAGAGAGAGAGAUACUUUAAAUGAAAGUGAAAUUAUUCAUGACACCUUAUUGGAUAAAUUGAAAAAACUUCAACAGAACGACGGGUCUAUGACUCAAAAAUCAGAGAUAGGUGAUAUAAAGGAGAAGAUCAAUACAGUUAGAAAGGAUUUCGACAUCUUAAUGGAUGAAUUAAGGAAAUUCGCUGACACCAAUUUCCCUCCACAGGAAAUGAUAGAAAAUAGUGAUGAUUUAGAAAACGAAAACGAGAGAAUGUUAUCUCUAAGAGACAUGCUAGAGGAUUUGAUGAACCAAACGUAUUCUAAUCCUAACAACCCUUAUUUAAAGUUUGAUCCAGGUAAAGUAUGGAAUCCUUAUGUUGAGACGUUAAUCCGUGCCGGAAUUGCCAAGAGACAUCCAAAUGAUGCCAACAUGUUAAAAUUGGUUGAAUUUCAUUUGUAA